Molecule: messenger RNA, 1623 nt
Organism: Striga asiatica
Lineage: Eukaryota; Viridiplantae; Streptophyta; Magnoliopsida; Lamiales; Orobanchaceae
Source: the annotation of a GenBank genome assembly
CGAUCUCCGCCCUAGAUCCAAAAGCCCAUCUAAUCUAAUCUAAAGAGAGAGAUAAGUGAGAGUUUGCACUUCAAUUCAGCAAACCGAUACAAUGACAUCCACUUCAUAAAAAGGGGAAAUAAAAUUCCGUCUAAUUGACUCUAAAUCAUGGGGAACAUUCCGCUGUCCGUCCUCCGCCAACCGCCGCCUCCGCCAGGCCGUGGUGGCAGCAAGGAUGGCUCGCAGACAACCGAAGUAAACCAACGGAACUCCGAGAUGACUCGACACAAUCCCGUACCCAACAACCGCAGGUCACGCCCUUUCUAUUCCCGGUCAUGCAAAAAGACGAAACCCACCGACAUUUCAUCCCUCCCAGACGACAUUGUGUUCAAAAUCCUCCUUCACCUUCCGGCCCAAGACAUCUACAACGUGACCCGUCUCGUUUGUCCCCAGUGGUACCGCACGAUCCACUCCGCCGACUUCAUAAACGAGCACCUCAACUCUUCGCCCCGCGGCCUCCUCAUCCAGAACAUAGAAGACAAAACCGCCCGCACGAGCCCGAUUUUCGCUUACGUGGACCGAGGCCAAAUCGAGAUCUCGAAGCUCGACUACAAGUUCCGGGACAUGGUCUGGACGAGCUGCAACGGGCUGAUACUCGAGGGCGACCUCAAAGCCCGUUUCACGGUUAUUGUCGCGAAUCCCGCCACGAAACAACACUUCUCGAUCCCCACGCACGAGUACCACAUAGACGACAGGUGGCACACGGGCUUGGGAUAUGUCCCAACCUCCAUGGAGUACAAAGUGGUCCACACGUUCGACUCGGAUUUUUACGUGCUGACUUUGGGAGUGGACGACGUGUGGAGGCGGGUCGAGUGCGGGCACCUGACCCCACCCGCCAAGAAGCUUCUCAGGCGUUUGACUCCGCUGGUGACGGAGGGCUAUAUGCAUUGGGUCCACCCGGCGAGGAACAUUGUGGUGAUGCUCGAUUUGGAGAAAGAGGGCUUCAGGCAGUUGCGGGGCCCGCCUGGUAAGAAGAGGGGAAACUGUGGUUUUCUGGAGGGCGACUUGCUUUCUUGUUAUGUUAGGCGCGGGUGGUUGUCGUGGGGGGUUUGGGAGCUGAGGCCGGGGAGUGAGGAGUGGGAGAAGGUUAUGGGGAUUGAGUUGGGAGGUCGAGCUCCGGAGCUCGAGAAUUUGUGUGGGAAAGACGGCGGUGAUUGUGAUUGGGGUCUUAGUGUGGUUGGGUGGAUAAAGUAUAAGGAGGUGUUGGUUUUUCGUGUGUCGUGCCCGUCUAGGGUUUGCAUUGCGUAUAGCGUCCGAACGGGAGAACUACGGGCUUUUAAGUUGGAUUGUGAGGGGUACAAACACAACUAUCUGCCUCAUAGGAGCAGCUUGGUUUGGUUGGGUGGCACCUAAACACUUAUGUUGAGUGAUGUUCCUUUUGCAUGGGAUGUGUUGUAACUUGUAGUGUGUGUGAGUGUGUGUUGUGAACUCCAUGUUUGUGUUGUUAAAUGGCCAAAAUAUGUUUGGCUGCAAAACUUGUCUCCCAGUUUAUUUUUGUGUGCAAACCCAAAACUACAUUUCAACAAAUCAUUUUUUUCUUUUUCUUUUUUCAUUCUUUUGUUAUGCAUUCAAUGGAUUUGGUGA